AGAUCAUAGCCAAUUGUCAGCGAGGGACUUAUUGGGCUGUUUGGAUGUGCAUAUAGGCAACAGUCCUGUAAACUGCUGGUUUGGGCACUCCAUGUCAUCUUCUAGGGCAGCAGCACGAUUUGCAUGCAGGGUUGUGCGUACAUCCAGAAAUACCGUGCACACAACUCCCUGCUCUAGCACACCCAGGAGGACGCCACAAUGUGAGCCUACAAGGCCCUCGCAGAACUCAGCAACACCUAGGAUGCGAUGUGAGGAAGCCAAAAGAAGCUACACAUCCAACAGUCUGGGAAGUGUGAGGCGACCCCUGCUGUCUCAACUGCCAGCUGCAUUGCGACUUGCCCUCUCUAGGCAAUCCUCGCUCCUUCUCUUCAAUUGGGACGGUGACGAGGACCGAUAGUGACAGAGCGAUGUGCAGAUGAUGAACGCAGGUGAAGAGGAUCGGUGAAUAAGGAUGUUCCUUUAGCGACGCAAAGAGAUCCUCCGCCUUUAGAGAUAGCUGGCAGACAGACAAGCAUUGAGACCCUUGUCCUGCAAGAAGAACAGUGUCUGCUGAAUCGUUUGCAGUGUGUAUGGGUAGCCAUGUGACAACACGUUAAGUUAUCGGACUUGCUGUGAUUGGUCAGGGGCGGCUGAGCCGACAAUGUCAGAAUUGUUCCCACUGAAGAUGUAAUGUGACACUGUCAUGC
Coccomyxa subellipsoidea C-169 is the source of this 686-nucleotide messenger RNA. RefSeq lists its product as hypothetical. Bases 242 to 397 code for a protein of 51 amino acids. The record is from RefSeq and is a predicted model, not a curated record. Lineage: Eukaryota; Viridiplantae; Chlorophyta; Trebouxiophyceae; Coccomyxaceae. The transcript is spliced from 3 exons.